UUAAAAACUAUUAAAUAUUUCAUUUUAUAUUUUGUUAUUAAUAAUGUACUGUGAUAAAGUUAUAGAAUUAUUAAAAGAGUUGGAACGUUCUCGUGAAGAUACUAUACCUCCGUACAAUAAUGAUGGAAUUAAUCAAGUUCUCUCUGAAAUGAAAACUUUAGAUACUGAAAUUAUAGAUAUUGUACGUAAAAAUGAAAAGGGCAAUUGGCCUACAAAUGCAAUUCGUUUACGACGUGCAGCUAUUGAAAGAAAUAAAAGAUGUUUAAUGACUUACAUCUGGACUAGAUUGCAACGGUUAAAAGAAAUGAGAUGGGAGAUUGGUGCUAUUUUACCUUCAGAUGUAAGGCAGAAUCUUUCACAGUCUGAAAUCGAAUGGUUUAAUAAUUAUUGUAAAUCUCUGGUGUCAUACAUGAAGACAAUUGGAUCAGAUACUGGAUUAAACUUAAUUGAAGAUACUAAACCACCAAAAUCACUUUAUACUGAAGUAAGAAGUUUAGUUGAUGCUGGUAAGUUAGAGUUAGAAAGUGGAGAAGUCUUAAUUUUAAGAAAAAAUAGUCAAUAUAUGUUAUCAAGGUCACAAGCUGAGCCACUAAUCCGUCAAGGUGUGUUGGAACAAGUUAAACAUUAAGUUUAUAUUUAAAAAAAUAUAAGAAUUAUAUACACAUUUUAUUUUGAUUAUAAUGAUAUUUA
Sipha flava (yellow sugarcane aphid) is the source of this 690-nucleotide messenger RNA. RefSeq names its product DNA replication complex GINS protein PSF1-like. The transcript is spliced from 6 exons. Gene Ontology annotation, biological process: DNA strand elongation involved in mitotic DNA replication; DNA replication. Lineage: Eukaryota; Metazoa; Arthropoda; Insecta; Hemiptera; Aphididae. Bases 44 to 628 code for a protein of 194 amino acids. Gene Ontology annotation, cellular component: GINS complex. The record is from RefSeq and is a predicted model, not a curated record.